Molecule: messenger RNA, 1518 nt
Organism: Castor canadensis (American beaver)
Lineage: Eukaryota; Metazoa; Chordata; Mammalia; Rodentia; Castoridae
Source: RefSeq, a predicted model, not a curated record
GGGACGCAGCCAAAGCCCGGGAAGCUGCUGCAGGGGGCGAUGGCCGGGCCAAGCCCCGGUCCCCACGAGAUCCUGGCCCCCUCCCCAGAGGCUGGACACAGAACAGCCACCUCAAGCUCCAGUCGCCGUGGCCUCCUCUGGCGCCUACGAGACAAGCAGUUGCGCCUGGGCCUGUUUGAGAUUGGCCCCGGGCAUGAGCUGCAUCGGUUGACCUGUAUGAUGCAGGCAGGGCUGUGGGCUGCCACCCAGGUCUCCAUAGACAACCCACCCACGGGACCGCCCACCCAGGAGGAUUUCUCUGAGGUCAUGACCCAAGUUCAUGAGGGCUUCGAGCUGGGCACCCUGGCCGGUCCAGUCUUUGCCCGGCUGCGACGCUCCGUGGGCCUGGCAGAGGAGGACUAUCAGGCUGCGCUGGGCCCUGGUGGCCCCUAUCUGCAGUUCCUCAGCACCUCCAAGAGCAAGGCCAGCUUCUUCCUGUCCCACGACCAGCGGUUCUUCCUGAAGACUCAGCGGCGCCGGGAGGUGCAGGUGCUGCUCACCCACCUGCCGCGUUACGUGCAGCACCUGCAGCGGCACCCACACUCGCUGCUCGCGCGGUUGCUGGGAGUGCACAGUCUGCAGGUGGCCCAGGGAAAGAAGAAGUACUUCAUCAUCAUGCAGAGCGUCUUCUACCCCGCCGGCCGCAUCUCCGAGAGGUAUGACAUCAAGGGCUGCGAGGUGAGCCGCUGGGUGGAGCCGGCCCCGGAGUGCAAUGAGCUUGUCUUGGUGCUGAAGGACCUCAACUUUCAGGGCAAGACCAUUAACGUAGGGCCCCAGAGGAGCUGGCUGCUCCGCCAGAUGGAACUGGACACCGCUUUCCUGCGGGAGCUCAACGUGCUGGAUUACAGUCUCCUGAUGGCCUUCCAGCAUCUCCACCAGGACGAGAGGGGCAGCAGCCUCAUCUUCCGCCUGGCCAAGUCCGUGCACGGGGCCCAGAGCCCUGAGGAUCCUGGAGCCCAGAACCGCCGGCUGCUGCCCGAUGCCCCCAACGCCCUGCACAUCCUGGACGGGCCGGAGCAACGCUACUUCCUGGGCCUCGUGGAUCUCGCCACCGUCUACGGGCUUCGCAAGCGGCUGGAGCACCUGUGGAAGACGCUGCGCUACCCGGGCCGAACCUUCUCCACCGUCAGCCCGGCUCGCUACGCUCGUCGCCUCUGCCAGUGGGUGGAGGCGCACACCGAGUGACCCGCGCCUGGCCUCACUGCCCCCAUCCGGAACGCCGGGCCCAGCCCCGGCCCAGGGAGCUCGCCUGCCGUUCCUCAGUUGGCCACAAGAGGGCAGCACCCCCCCAACUAAUGGUCUCAACUCAGCCCCCUUGGAUGGCGGUGCUGCGCCCUGCCACGUGCCAAGGACUCCCCUGCUUGAGCUCAUCCGACCCUCAAAAAUGCCAUUAUUCUCUUUUUACAGACCAUGAAAUGGAGGCUCGGGGGUGCAGGGGCUGAGCGAGAUCAUUCGGCAAUAAAUGCUGGAACAGGACUC